Molecule: messenger RNA, 2125 nt
Organism: Gossypium arboreum
Lineage: Eukaryota; Viridiplantae; Streptophyta; Magnoliopsida; Malvales; Malvaceae
Exons: 7
Coding region: 854-2047 (397 amino acids)
Source: RefSeq, a predicted model, not a curated record
UAAUUACUCAAAAAACAAUACAUUUAAUUUAUUAAGAAUUAAACGAGUAAACUCUUUUGUAGAGACAUGAGUAAUAAUGAAUAUAGUAUGUUAAUAGUGAGGUAAUUAUUUUUUCAAUAUCGUCCAGAAAAUUCGAGUAUACAAACAAUUUUUAAGGGUAAAAUUGUUUUCCUCUGUUGUUAUUAUAAUGACAGUGGGGAUUUUUCAUUUUUGCUGAUGAGGAAAAGAGAUGAAGAUGAAGAUGACUGCCACCACCUCAGAACCUCCUAAUUUUCUUUAGAUUGCCUAGCUUUGAUUUUUACCUACCUAUUAAUUCGGUUUCUUUCAUAACCUCUUUCCUGUCUUUUUUAGUCAUCCAUGUCCUUUGAAAUAAAAGAAUUGAAAAAAUGGAAUUUUACUCCUCUUAUAGAAAAUUUUGUUUCGUUUCGCUUUGUUUUCUCUCUCGUUGAGAAACAAUAAAAGAAUUGUUAUCUGGGCUUGGCUUGGCUUGGCUUUUCCUUUUUCUUUCUUUUAAUUUCUUCAAGCUUUGGCGCUUUUGAAAAUAAUUCGAUUUUCAAAUGUAUUUUGUUUGUUUUGAAUAUAUGAAAAAGGAACUUUGAUAGCCAUCCAAAUUUGUGAGAGCAUUUAUCUCUGCCAGAUCGUAAUUCUUCCUCUUAUCAACUUCUUUAUAUAAAACCCAUUUGAAAGAAUUUGUCUUUCUUCAAUUUCCAAGAUUUCAAGCUCUAAAUAAAUCAACCUUUUUUCAUGGUUCAAAGUUCGUAGUUUUCUCACGUUCCUGAGACAGCCCUUAUAACCCAUUUCUUCUUUUUUCUUAAUCUAUCCUCGAGAAAAAAGAAAAAAAAAGGUGGGGGGAAUGUUUGGUCCCCAAAGCAAAAUGGACAUUGCCUUCGAAUGGCAAGCGCAAUUUCACAUCUUAAGGCCAAGCAUCCAUGCGAGAAGAGCAAAUAUAAUAGUGAAAUUCCAAGACCUUUAUGGGUUCACAGUAGAAGGCAAUGUGGAUGAUGUUAAUGUGUUGAAUGAGGUAAGAGAAAAGGUAAGGCAACAAGGGCGUGUUUGGUGGGCACUGGAAGCAAGCAAAGGGGCCAAUUGGUAUUUGCAGCCGCAGAUUUCGAUAUCGCAAGGGAUUGGGUUGAAAUCUUCGCUCAAAUUGUCAGGUUUUGUUAAUGCGAUUACAUUGAAGAAGCUUAUCAGGAAAGGCAUUCCGCCUGUGCUUAGGCCUAAGGUUUGGUUUUCCCUUUCGGGUGCCGCCAAGAAGAAGUCUACGGUGCCUGAAAGCUAUUAUAAUGAUUUGUUAAAGGCGGUACAGGGUAUGGACACGCCUGCAACACGUCAGAUUGAUCAUGACCUUCCACGAACCUUCCCCGGUCACCCAUGGUUGGACACUCCAGAGGGCCAUGCAGCUCUUCGGCGUGUGCUUGUGGGGUAUUCUUUCCGUGAUUCUGAUGUGGGCUACUGUCAGGGCUUAAAUUAUGUCGCUGCGUUAUUAUUGCUUGUUAUGAAAACAGAGGAAGAUGCAUUUUGGAUGCUUGCUGUCCUCCUUGAAAAUGUUUUAGUUAAUGACUGCUAUACAACUAACUUAUCCGGAUGCCAUGUCGAACAAAGGGUUUUUAAGGAUUUGCUUGCUAAAAAGUGCCCAAGGAUUGCUGCUCAUUUGGAAGCAUUGGAGUUCGAUGUCUCCCUUGUUGCUACUGAAUGGUUCCUGUGCCUCUUCUCUAAAAGCUUGCCUUCAGAGACAACUCUGCGGGUAUGGGAUGUCCUUUUCUAUGAGGGGGCAAAGGUUCUUUUUCAUGUAGCUUUGGCUAUAUUUAAGAUGAAAGAACAUGAAUUGCUUCUAACGCAUCAGGUUGGUGACAUUAUUAACAUAUUACAGAGAACUACCCAUCACCUUUUUGAUCCUGACGAGUUAUUGACGGUUGCAUUUGAUAAGAUCGGAUUCAUGACGACAAACACAAUAUCGAAGCAAAGGAAAAAGCAAGAAACAGAAGUAAUGAAAGAGCUCGAUCUGAGAAUGAGAAGACUAAAUUCCAUAAGAACAGACGAGAAGUAACAGUUGUUGUGAAAAGACCAUAAUUGUACAUCAAACAUCCUAUAUAAUCCCAGACCUCUUUGCUCUUAUGUAGAAGAA